AUGACUGGUAUCACCAGCACUAGCAGCAGCAGCUGCUUCCCGUUAGCAAUCCGUGCAACCUCAACCAAGACGACACCGUAUAUCGUGUCUCUGUCUGCUCUCGAAUCCAAGCUCUUCGGGCACCGAUUCCACAACCCGAAUCUCUCCAAACGGAACUCUUUUAUCUCUCUCUCAUACACUUCUCCCAGCCCCGUCGUCACCUCCCGUUUUGGUGGUCCACGGUCCUAUGACUCGCGGCGGCCUCGGAAGGGUGAUUCCGAUGAUGACCAGGCUCUUGAUAUCUCUCGCAUUAGGUCAGCUUCUGUGAGGCUCAUUGAUCAGCAACAGAAUAUGGUUGGAGUGGUAUCUGUACGUGAGGCAAUUCAAAUGGCUGAAGAUGCUCAACUUAAUUUGGUGAUAGUGUCACCAGAUGCAGAUCCUCCGGUUGUCAGAAUAAUGGAUUACAAUUACAACAUUGACCAACAUGAUUAUGAUGUGCGUUUAAGAGCUGCUCGGAAGUUUUUGAAAGAUGGUGACAAGGUUAAGGUCAUAGUGAACUUAAAAGGUCGUGAAAAUGAGUUCAGAAAUAUUGCAAUUGAACUUAUCAGACGUUUCCAAAAUGAUGUUGGAGAGCUUGCUACCGAGGAGAGCAAAAACUUUCGUGAUAGGAAUAUAUUUAUUAGUCUGGUGCCAAACAAGUCUAUUCUACAGAAAGCGCAGGAACCCCCCAAGAAAAAGGACAAGUCAGCCCCAAAUGAAGUAUCAGCUGGUGUGUGA
Dovyalis caffra is the source of this 756-nucleotide messenger RNA. The record is from the annotation of a GenBank genome assembly. Lineage: Eukaryota; Viridiplantae; Streptophyta; Magnoliopsida; Malpighiales; Salicaceae.